This is a messenger RNA of Cavia porcellus (domestic guinea pig), 10504 nucleotides long. It is a transcript of the gene Ccdc198, whose product is annotated as coiled-coil domain containing 198. The transcript is spliced from 6 exons. Lineage: Eukaryota; Metazoa; Chordata; Mammalia; Rodentia; Caviidae. The record is from RefSeq and is a predicted model, not a curated record. Bases 351 to 1229 code for a protein of 292 amino acids.
UCUGGUCUACAUUUCUGUUAACAGGAAAAGCCUUCACGGUGCUAGGUAUUUGUCGAAUGGUCAACAGUGUCUUGUAUUCCGACCUCUGUUUUUCAGAGAGUUAACCAGGUCAAUGUUUAACUGGAUUCUUUGGGCCUGGAAUGGCAAAGUAGGAGUCUCCAGGGAAACCAGUCUCCCAGGAAGUGACCAGAGAGUUAGUGUGUGGUGAAAGAGUCAGAAACAUGUCAUGAAGAAGAGGACAUCUUUGCAAAGCUAGGGUAACUUCUGGAAUUCCUUAAUUGAAACGAGCUACAUGAAAUGCCCUGGAACUACCUUUGUGGUAGUUUCCCUUUGGACUUCCUUAGCUGGAAAUGGGUCUGAGCUACUCCAAGACUCACCAUAAGGUGACCAAAGUGGCACCUUUGCAAAGCGAAGAAGCAGAGACUCCCUCAACUGGCCCUCUGAACUUUGUAGUUCAUCAUAACCUGGAAGAAGAGAAUCUGCAUUUGUUCCCAAGACCGCCAAGCCAGAAGAGAGCUUUGGAAGGGCAGCUGCCUCCUCUUCGGGAAAACUGGUAUGGAGCAUCCAGGGCCAUGUGUUUUGACAUUCCACUGGAACCUGGAGAAACAAGUAUUAUUAAAAGGCAUCCACCACGAAGACUUCAAACGCUUCAACCCACUGCCCUGCCACAAGUCAUGACCUCUGAAAGGCUCCCGCGCCCGCAAGAAGCCAGGAUGAGGCACAGAGCAAAGCAGGAACUGGAAAAGAAAAUGCAAAGUCCAAUGUAUACAUCUGGGAAAAGACAGUAUUUACAUAAGAUGCAAAUGCUGGAAAUGAACCGUAAAAGACAAGAGGUCCAAAUGGAACUGAAGAAAAGUCUUCACAGGGAAGCAAAAAUGAAUAAGCAAAAACUGAGAGACCAUAAGGCCAAAAAAAUACUUCAAAAUUUCCCCAGAAAUGAUGACUGCAGCAUUGUAACCCUGUUGCCUGACGAAACUGUGAGCAGAAGUCUAGGAAAUUCACAGGAUGCCGAAUUUUUGGACUAUCAAGCAAGAAACAACUAUUGCCCUUGGAAAAUGGGCAAAAUGGAAAUGUGGUUCCAUGAACAAGAGGCUGAUGGGCAUCUUCUCUGGGACAGUUCAAGCUCUGACUCAGAGGAACCAGGGAGAGAGGAGAAAAAACCUCAGCCACUGGUGAGGACCAGGACAGAGAAAAUUCCACUUUUUGAUGAGUUUUUUGAUCAGGAAUAAGUAAGUUACUCAUGAACAUGGAUGGUAAGGAUACGUUUGAUUUUCAAACAAAAUUCUUCAAGUUAAUAUAUAAGUUGCUGUGAGGAAAGCAUUUCACUUUGGUAAACAGGUUAUCAUUUGGAGGUUCCUGGUUAACAAAUUCGUCAUUUAUGCUAUUAACUUGCUACUCAAAACCGCCUUUCUGUGGGUGGCUGGAGUCAGCAGGGUGGUUCUUCUGCUGAUCUCUUUGAAAUCUCUCAUGUAGUUGGAAUUAGAUGGCAGCUAGAACUGGAGUCAGCUGAAGGCUGGACGAGGACUGACACUGCUGGACCCUGGCUACUCUCCAUGCGGUCUCGAGCCUCUUCACAUGAUCUCAACAGCAGGGUAGUGAAAUUUCCUUCACAUAAGCCCAGGACUCCUGAAAGCAACUGACCCAAGAGGAGGACUCAGAAGUCCAGUCACAGAACUGGCUCAGCAUCACUUCCUGCAUGUUCCGUUGGCUAACCCAAGACAUACAGCCAGAUGCUUGCCAAUGAAGAGUCUUCAUGAGGGCACAGAUGCCAAGUGUGAUCCUUUGCGAUCCAUAUUGGACUCCUGCCACCACACCAUGGUUUUACAAGUGAAUUAGAUCACAGGAAAAAGAAGAGAGUAGAUUAGAGUUUUUGAAGGAUAGUCACAGUUAUGCUCUACUAGACACUGAAAUCAUUUUAGGCCACAUUUUUGUGAGUUGGCCAUAACAGAGAGGCUUCAAGACAGGAAUGGAAUGAUGUCAAGUGUGGAAAGCCAUUGUGAAUUCAAACACAAAACUGAGACCUCUUAGAUUCAUAUGGCACUUACAGCUCUUUAAAAUUAAAAGGAACCUUAGAAUUUUUCAAUCCAAAAGUUAUUCCAUUUAUAAAAAUUAGAUUUUAAAGGAAAGUUUUUCAAGUACUUCUUUGAGCAAAGGUCAGAUCUGUGUUCAGCAUGGUCUGACAAGAGUUCUAAGCAAUCCGAAGGGUUCCAAGAAUGUUUAAAACAAAGCAAAAACACCCUCAUUUAUUUUAAAGAGCAAAAAUAAAAGCAAUGAUACAUUCAAAACAAGGCAAUAGGAAAUUAACAGUGGUUAAUGUAAUGUGUAUUGUUAUCCUCAAGGUAGCUGCUCACAUUGCAAGAUAUAAGACGCAAAGUUGAUCAAACAAUAUUAAGUACAAACCAUUCUUUUCAACAAAUUAAUAGAAAUUAGUAGUAUAAUUACCUUAGUUAUCAUAUACAUGAUAUAUGUAUGAUUUUCCCUUCCUUUUCUCCUUUCCUCCAUUCCAGCUGUUCUUUCCUUUUGAGUAGUUUCUUUCCCUUUCACUAUAUCUAUUGUGCAUUUGGGAUCUUAAUUACUUUUUCAGUUUCUUACACUAGUGAGACAAUACAAUAUUUAUGCAUGUAAGUCUGAUUUAUUUCUGAUAUGGUCUAGUUGCAUCCAUUUACCUAUAAAAUCCUCAAGUUUAACCUUCUUUAUAGCUGAGUAGUAAUCCAUUGUGUAGAAAUAUCAGAUAAUUUUUAUCCAUUCUUCGGUCAAUGGGCAUUUGGAUUGUUUCCAAGAUCUAGCUAUUAGAAAUUGUACUGCUAUGAAAAUGGAUGCACAUAUAUCACUAUGAUAUGAUGUUUAUAAUUCUCCUGGGAAAAUGCCCAAAAAGGAGAUAGGUGGGUUGAGUGGGACUUCUAACCCUAGUUUUUUGAGGAAUCUUCUCCCACUGAUUUCCACAGUGGUUGUAAGAGUCUACACUUCCAUCAACAGUGAAAAAUGGUUCCUUUUUUCCCACAGCCCCUCUAGCAUUUGUUAUUAGUUGAUUUCUUGAUGAUAGCCAGUUGUUCUGGGGUGAAGUAGAAUCUUAGUGCUAUUUUAAUUUGCAUUUCUUGAAUAACCAAUGAUGUUGAACCUUUUUCAUGUAUUUAUUUGCCAUUUGUAUUUCUUCAUCUGAAAAGUGUAUAUGCAUCUGAGAUGCCCAUUUUUGGAUUGGGUCUUUGAAUGUUUUAACUCUUUAUGCAUUCUGAUAGAAGUCCUCUGUGUGAGAGACAGUAAGCUAAAACUUUUUCCUAUUCUGUGCGUUUGUUUUUUACUCUGUGGGUGAUUCUUGUGAUGUGAAAAACUCUUUAAUAAGAUGAGCUCCAAUUAUUGAUUCUUUGAGGUACUUCCCAUGCAGUUUGGUUUUUGUUCAUGAAGUCUCUGCCUAGCUCUGUGUCUUCAAGGUUUCUACCUACUUUCUUUUUCAGUAGAUUUAGUAUUUCUGUUUUAAUAUUUAGGUCCUCGAUCCAGUUUGACUUUAUUUUAGUGCAUGGUGAUAUACAUGGUCUAGUUUUAGUCUUUGGCAUGGAAAGCCAGUUUUUCCAGCAGCAUUUAUUAAAGAGGCUAUAUUUCUUCUAGUGAACAUGUUUUGCACUUUUAAAGAUAAGGUAACUGAAUGUAUUUGUACUUAUGUCUGCAUCUUCUAAUCUGUUCCACUGCUCCUUAGGUCUGGUUUUUGCCAGUACCAUGCUGAUUUUAUCACAGCAGUUUUGUAGUAUAACUUCAAGUUAUGAUGCCUCCUGCCUUGACUUUGUUGUCCAGGAUUGCCUUUAGUAUUCUAGGUCUCUCCUCUUUCCAAAUGAAUUUUAGGGAUGUUUUCUCUAGAUAUUUGAGGUUUGCUAAUGGCAUUUUGAUCAGAAUUGCAUUAAAUCUGUAUAACAGUUUUGGGAGUGUGACCAUUUUCAUAAUAAUGGUUUUUCCUAUCCAUAAGCAAAGGGUAUCUUUCCAUUUUCUGAUAUCCUCUCUAUCUCUUCUUUUAAAGUACUUUAAUUUUCAGCAUAGAUCUUUUAUUUUCUCUGUUGAUUCCUCAGUUUUUGUUUAUUUUCCUUUUUUAAAAAGAUAGUAUGGUGAAGGGUGCUCUUUCCCUAACUCCUCUCUCAGUGAACUUGUUGUUUGUGUACAGGAAUGUUAAUCAUUUCUGAGUAUUAACUUUAUAUUCCUCUACACUACUGAAUUUGCUUAUUAAGUCUAGAAGUUUUUUGGUAGAGUUUUUAGGGUCUUUUGUUUAGAGUAUCAUGUCAUCUAUGGAUAAUAGUUAUUUAAUUUGUUCCUUUUUAUCUUUAUUCAUUUUAUUUAUCUCUCUUAUAUCACUGCUCUUGCUAAAGUGUCCAAAACUAUAUUGAAUAAGAGUGGUGUUAGUGGACAUCCUUGUCUUGUUCCUCAUUUUGGAGUGAAAGCUUUCAGCUUUUGAGCAGUUAGUUUAAUGUUGGCUGUUAGUUUAUCAUAGAUGGUUUUUGUUAGAUUAAGAUAAAGACAUAUAUUCUAAUUUUCAGUAAGGUUUUUGUCAUGAAUGACUAUUGGGCUUUAUCAAAAGCUUUUUCUGCAUCUAUUGAGAUAAUCAUGUGAUAUUUUAUUGAUAUGGUGUAUUACAUUUAUUGAUUUGCAUAUGUUGAACCAUUCCUGCAUUCCUGGGAUGAAUUCCACUUGAUCAUCGUAUAUAAUCUUCUUAAUGAUUUGCUGCAUUCUGUUUGCUAAUAUUUUAUUGAGAAUUUUUGCAUCUAGGUUCAUUAGGAGAUUGGUCUGUAGUUCUCUUUUUGGGUUGGGUCUUUUUCUGGUUUUAAUAUCAUGGUAAUACUUGCCCAGGAAGGAGUUAGAGAGAAGUACUUCCUUUUCAAUUUCAUUAAAAAAUUUGAGGAGUACUGACAUUAUAUCUUCUCUAAAUUUCUUUUAGAAGUCAGCUAUGAAUUUAUCAGGACCUGGGCGUUUCUUUGUUGGAAGGUUUUUAAUAGCAUUUUCAAUUUUCUUAACUGAUAUUUAUUCAGAAGUUUUAUAUCUUCUUGAUUCAACUUUGGUAUCUCAUGUGUCUCUCAUCUGUCUGUUUCUUCUGUGUUUUCCAAUCUAUGCAGGGAGGCUUUCAAAGCAGGAAUUGGUUACCUGAAUUUCCACAGGAUCUGUAGUGAUCUCACUCUUUUUAUUCCUUAUUGCUUGAAUUUGAGUUUUUUCUUUCUUUUUUUCAUAAGGUUAGUUUGGGGUUUAUCAAUUUUACUUACUCUUUCCAAUAACCAACUCUUUAAUUCAUUAAGUUUUUAUAUUAUUUUAUUAGUCUCAAUUGCAUUAAUUUCUCCUCUGAUCUUUAUAAUUCCUCCUUUUUAUGGGCUUUCAUCUUGACUUGCUCUUCUUUAGAAGCUUGAGGUGCAGCUUUAGUUUAGUUGUGCUUGUUCUGUUUUCCUGGUGUGAGAAUUCAUCACUAUAAAUUUUCCUCUUGUGACUGCUUUAAUGCCUCCCACGGGUUCCUAUGAGUUGUAUUUGCAUUUUUGAUUGUAGAUAUUGUUUAAUUUCUUCUUUAAUUUCAUCUGUGACUCACUAAAGAGAGAGUUAUUUAAUUUCCAUGUUUGGGAGGGUUGUCAUUAAUUUCCAAUUUCAUUGCACUGUGGUCAGAUAAUAUUCAUGAAAUAAUUUCAAUCCCUUUGCAUUACUUAAGCACGUUUCAUGUGUUAGUAAGUGUAUCAUCUAUGUUAGAGAAUGCCUCAUGUGCUGCUGAGAAGAAUGUGAUUCUGAAGUUUUUGGGUGGAACACUCUGUAAACAUCUACUAAAUCCAUUUGUUUAUAGAUUUGGUUCAGUUCUAUAAUUUCUUUGCUGUUUUUUUUUAUAUAAUUGAUCUAUUUUUUUGUCACAAUGGGGUGUUAAGGUCCCCCAUUACAAUUAUGUUAUUGCUUAUUUGAUUUCUCGUGUCUAUUAAUAUUUGUUUUAUAUAAUUGGUUGCUCCCUUAUUUGGUGCAUAUAUAUUUAUCUCUUCCUCUUGAAUUUUUAUCCUAACAAGUAUGUAGUGACCUUCUUUGUUUUGAUCAGUCUUAGCUUCGAGUUUACAUUAUCUGCAAGAGAAUAGCUACCCCUGCUUUUUUUCUGAGUUCUGUUGCAUGAACUAUUGUUUUCCAUCUUUAAGUCUAUGAGUUUCUUUUUGAGCUAAAUGUGUUUCUUAUAUACAGCAUAUUGUUGGCACUUGUUUCUUAAUCCAUCCUGCUAGUUUAUUUAUUUUGAUUGGUGAGUUGAGGCCAUUUACAUUGAUAGUUAUAACUGCUAUGUAUUGACUUAUCCUUGUCACGUUAUUUUCCUGCUGCUAGUUCCCUACUUUCCCCUCUCUGUUUAAUUGCUUGACCUGCUUAGUGGUUUCUUUCUGUUGUUGUUUCUUGAAUUAUGGUUGUUUUUAUUCCGGUCUAGAAUAUCUUUUAAGUUUCCUUUGUAGUGUUGGUUUGGUGGUCAUGAAUUUCUUCAGUUGUUAUUUGUCAUGGAAGUAUCUUAUUUCUCCAUUAAUUUGAAACAUAGUUUUUCAGGGUCCAUCAAUCUGGGUUGGAAGUUGUUUUCUUUAAGAACUUUAAAUACUUCAAGUUCCUCUUGACUUGAGGGUUUGUGUGGAGAAGUCUGCCAUGACUCUGAUGGACUUUCUUGUGUAGGCCUUUCUUUUUCUAACAGCCUUUACUGUUCUCUUCUUGUGCUGAGUUUCUAGAAUCUUGAUUAUUAUGUCUGGGUGUAGACUUAUUUUGGUUUAGAAUGUUUGGAGUUUAUAUGCCUCACUUAUCUGUAUGUCAGGAUUCUUUACCCAUGCUUGGGAAAUUUUCUAUUACUUCUGCAAAUAGUUUUAAGGUCAUUUGUGUUGUCUCUUGCUUUUUCACUGACACCAAUUAUUCUUAUAUUAUUUAUCUUUGCAUCAUUUUGCAACUGUUGAAUUAUUAUUUCCUGAUCUUUUGUCAUUGUCAAGAGGUCUUUUCUUUCAUGAUUGCUACCUGUGAUCCUGUCUUCAAGAUCAGAAAGUCUGUCUUCAAUGUACUGAAGCAAUUUUGCAAGCUCUCAAUGAAAUUUUUAAUUUCCUGGGUAUCUGUUUGAAUGUGUUUCUUUCCUGUAUUGAUUGUUCAGGGUCUCUGUUCUCUUCCUAUCAUCAUCUAGUUCUGUAAUCCAGCUCUACUCUAAAUUUGCUGAGCAAUUCCUUUAUAAAUGUUGAUAUUUCUUUUUUUUAACCUGAGAAAUUAUUUCUAAUCUGAUUUCCUCUAUAACCGCAUUGGUUUGUUUCUUUUCUUUGGUUGUUAUCAUUUCAGAAAUUUCAGGUGUUUCUUCUAUGUUGAUGUCUCCUGGACUUGUUCUGGUAGGCUGGAGGUCUGAGACUGCAUUUUGUUUAUUCAUCUUGUCAUUUUCUAUUUUUAAAAAAUUAUUUUGUUUUCUGUGAUGAUCCUUGUGAGUUUUUGUGAUACAGAGCUAUAUCACUAGUAUUAAGGCUUCUCUAGGAAGUCUCCAAGGAUAUCUUCUGUGUAUAGGAGAUUCUUGGUUUGUGUCUGCUCCAAAAUCCUACUUUCCCAAUUAUUUAAGAGUAGGAUGUUGGUAUCUGUAUGAUUCAGUUCCCAGUCCUUUGGUGCAAGGAUGUGGUAAGAUGAUUACCCCAGAGCUUCCCAGUAUUGUUACAGGGGGUAAACAACUGAUAUAAUAUAUAUGACAUCCUAGCUAACAUAGUAAAAUUAGCAAUAACAAUAGCAUGAAAUACAAUUUAGAAACUGAAAGCCUGUGGUAACUAUUGAUUUUGACUUUAGACAAUAGGAACAAAUCUAUAGUUAUAUAACAGAACUGGUUGUAAAUUAGGAAUUUGUAUGCAGUGUUACCCCUUGGAAGAAUGGUUAUACCUUAUGGUGGGGAAAUUUAGGGAAGAUAGUGUAAUUAAACAAAGUGUGUUGGUUACUUUUUCUCAUUGCUGAGAUAAACUACCUGGCACCCCAAAUUAAGAAGAAAAGGUUUAUUUAGCUCAAGUUUGUGAAGAUUUCAGUCCGUAAUCAGCUGGCUGCAAGGCAGGGUGGCACAUAGCAGAGGGCAAAAGGUUCUGACUGUGGAAAACAGCAAAAGCAAGGGCACAAAAAGGAAUGAGUGCUCAGAGAAGAUUCUUUCUGGCCUUUAUAUUGUAUAUAGGCUACUCACCUCAGAUGAGUGUAACACUCACACUCAUAAUCCUAGCAUUGGGUGAUGAAUCAAUCACAAAUUCUAGAAGCUUUCCCCCAUGACUUUAUAAGGCUUUAUGGGGACAUCCAGGCACAAACCAUAACACAAAGAUAACUGGGAAGUAAGUAAAAGCAAGGAUGGAGGACAAAGGAUGGUCAGAGAACAAAGUUUUAAAAAACUAGAUAGAAAAGAAAGUAUGGUAUAUUUGAGGGAUUAUCUGAGCUUGGUCUCAAGGUUUGGGGGAUGGGAUUAGUUGUCUGUGUCUGGAGUUCUGUCCAGCCAUUUAGAAGAGAAAAAAGAAAGAAGGAAGAAAGGAAAGGGAAAAGAAGGAGGAGGGGGGGCUGGGGAUUUAGCUCAGCGGCAUAAGUGCCUGCCUUGCAAGCAGGCAGUUGUGAGUUCAAUCCCUGGUACCGAUAAAAACAAAAAAGACAAAAAAAAAAAGAAGGAGGAGGAGGAGGAGGAAAAGUAGAAGAAGAAGAAGAAGAAGAAGAAGAAGAAGAAGAAGAAGAAGAAGAAGAAGAAGAAGAAGAAACGAUAAAAAAGAAAAGAAAUUUUUGAGAGAAAAGGACUGAUUACCAAGUCCUUCCAUUAUGGUGGCUGGUCCCAUGGGGGAGAGUCAGGCACCCGAAAAAUAUUCUUUUAACCCUUCAAUGGGAAAUCUUUGAAAAGAAAAAAUAAAGGAAAAUACUAUGUGAAUUUGACAUUCAAUCAAUCCAGACCAGUCUCUAAGAAAAUAAAAUGCCUGGAUCCUCAGAAAAGGAAUAUUUAGCUUUCCUCCAGUUGACAGCAAUUAGGCCCUCAGCAUAUCUACUGCAGUUCUUCAUGAGUGCCUUUUUUUGAUACUAAAUGAAAAGCUUAUUUCCAGUAAAGGAAUACAUACACUGUUUGACAGCUAGUUUUCUCACAAGAUGAGAUCUUCAAGAGGAACAAUAAACCCAACUUGUUCAUCACAGUGGGUGUGGAAGCCUUAGAGUGGGACGGGAAAGCCCCAGCACUGAAGCUAAGAGAACAAAUUAGGCCUUCGUCACAUUUCUGUCACUUAAACUUGCAUAAAGUUCCCUCCACAAACUCAUUGGACUGUGAGCAACACGAGAACACAGACCACAUCUUUUCCCUGUGGCAUCUCUGCUUCCAAAAACAUCUGGCACAGAUUAGUUAAUGUUUGCUGAAUUAAUUUAUGUGCUAAGUUAACUAGUCAAUUAGAGAGGGAUUUGUUUCUCUCCAGCUAUACAGUGCUCACUGUUGUACUAAAAUGUUAAAAAACUAAAAUACUUAGUUAAAAAGAUAGUUAUAAGCAGAAUUGUCAUUCUGUGCUGUGAUUAUUACCCUAGUAACCACGUAAUUGAAGCACCAACCACAUAGUUAUAGAUUAACUGACCACGUUGUCAUGCUGUUCUGUAUGCAUUAUCUCCCGAGUAACCUGUUUGCUGUGUCAACCUUUGUUCCCUUUGUAAGAGACAAAUGAUGCUGUGUCAACCAUUGUUCCCUUUGUGAGAGACAAAUGUUCCUGGAAUUGGCAGACCAAGGGCUAUGAAUUGGCUAACCACCCACUGUGAAAUGCCUCUGACCUCAAGCAAAGGGGAACAAAGGCCCACCUUGUUUCUGUUACUUAUUACUAUGUACUUAAUGGUCAAUGAGCUAAUUGUAAAUGAACUAUAAAAAUCUGUCAAAAUUCUAACCCAGUUGCACAGCUUUGCAAACUCCAUCUGCACUGUGCUGCUGAUACCAUCUUAAAUAAAAGCACUUCUUUUUUUAGAUGUCUUGCUCCCUUCUUGACAACAGAUAACAUCACAGGGCUUGUUUUAGGGGUGCAACAUUUGGAGGCAUGUCUGGGAUUCUAUGGGGACCACUCUCCACAUUAUUUUCACUGAUCAAUCAGCUUGAACCAUCUGUAAGUAUUUGAGUCUUUUGUUCUUUGUAAUUUGAGUGUGCACCUUUGAAGUUGCAGACAAGCCUGGCCCCUUCUACAUUGGAGCGGGACACCCUCCAGGAAAAGGCUUCUAGCCCAUUUGUGAUUUGGGAUUUUUUGUCCUUUGGUUUUGUACUUGGUAUAUUUUUACUGUGGAGUCAUUUGCUUGUUUGAAUCUGUUACCUCAGUACUAACAUUCAGGUUUCUUUUAUUUCUCUUAAACUUUAAACUACUGUUGCAGGUUCCAUGUGGCUUAUUGGACUUAAGGGUUAUAAUGAAUUUAUUUCCCUUUAGGUUGCCAAACCUCGGACAGAAAAACCUUUGUGUCUUUAAUGUUGGUCUUGUCUUUUGUGGCACCUUGUUUAAUGUUUUAGUCCUCAACUGAUUACUUAAAACUUCAGGAUGCCUUUAAAAAGUAUUUUUCUUACUGGUUA